Diachasma alloeum is the source of this 1956-nucleotide messenger RNA. Its product is annotated as glucose dehydrogenase [FAD, quinone]-like. The transcript has 3 exons. Bases 1 to 1857 code for a protein of 618 amino acids. NCBI's taxonomy places the organism in Eukaryota, Metazoa, Arthropoda, Insecta, Hymenoptera, Braconidae. Gene Ontology annotation, molecular function: flavin adenine dinucleotide binding; oxidoreductase activity, acting on CH-OH group of donors. The record is from RefSeq and is a predicted model, not a curated record.
AUGGAAUUGAUAAGCUUGGCUGGCACAAGUUCCUUCUUUGGAUGGGGUAUAAUUCCACUGCUUGCUGUUGGACUGACUUUUUAUCAGUAUAAUAAUGCCGAUCCUGAAUCACAUCCCAGAAAUGCUCAAGAGCUUCUGCGAAUGUACGACUUCAUCGUUGUAGGCGGUGGAAGUGCAGGAGCUGUCGUAGCAUCGCGAUUAUCUGAGAUAUCAAACUGGACAGUUCUACUGCUGGAGGCUGGAGGGGAUGAGAACGAGAUAUCCGAUGUGCCUGCGUUAGCCGGAUAUACGCAACUGUCGGAGAUUGACUGGAAAUACCAAACUGCACCGCCAAGUGCUUCUGCUUAUUGUUUAGCCAUGACCGGUGACAGGUGCAAUUGGCCGAGGGGAAAGGUCCUUGGAGGUAGCAGUGUUCUAAAUUCAAUGAUAUACGUUCGUGGAAACAGACACGACUUUGAUCAUUGGGAGAGCUUGGGCAACCCCGGCUGGAGCUACCGCGACGUUCUCCCCUACUUCAUCAAGUCCGAGGACAACAGAAACCCAUACCUAGCGCGAAGUCCCUACCACGGAACAGGAGGCUUGCUGUCAGUGCAAGAAGCUCCCUGGCGCACGCCAUUGGCCCUGGCAUUCAUGCAAGCAGGCAAUGAACUAGGCUACACCAACCGUGACAUUAACGGUGCCAACCAGACGGGCUUCAUGCUAUCGCAAUUGACAGUGAGACGAGGAAGCCGAUGCUCCACAGCCAAAGCGUUCUUGCGUCCCGUCAGGAACCGAAAGAACCUGCACAUUGCCAUGUUCGCACAAGCCACGCAAAUCCUCUUCAACCCAGACAAGCGAGCGAUAGGCGUUGAAUUCAUGAGGAACGGGCGUAAACAAGUGGCUCACGUCAGACGCGAAAUUGUCCUGUCAGCUGGAUCCAUCGCAUCCCCCCAGCUGCUGAUGGUCUCCGGAAUCGGACCUCGCGAGCAUCUCCAGGAAUUCGACAUUCCCGUUCUGUCUGAUUUACGAGUUGGUGACAAUUUACAGGAUCACGUGGGCCUGGGAGGUCUGACUUUCCUCAUUGAUGAGCCCGUCACCUUUAAAAAAUCAAGAUUCCAGACAUUCCCAGUCGCCAUUGAGUACAUAAUCAACGAGAGAGGACCUAUGACGACACCGGGAGUCGAGGGAUUGGCAUUUGUGAAUUCAAAGUAUGCAGACACCACGAUCGAUUGGCCGGACGUGCAGUUUCACUUCGCUCCAAGUUCCAUCAGUUCUGAUGGUGGGGAUAUCAUACGCAAGAUCACGGGUCUGCGGGACAGUGUCUAUAACACGAUGUACAAGCCGUUGAUUAAGGCUGAAGCCUGGUCAAUACUUCCGUUGUUAUUGAGACCAAAGAGUUCUGGAUGGAUUAGGCUCAAGAGUAAAGAUCCCUUCGUCUACCCGGAGAUCAAUCCCAACUACUUCACUCAUAAAGAGGAUGUGGAUGUCUUGGUUGAUGCCAUUAGGAUUGCUAUGGAAGUGUCCAAUACGACGGCAUUUCAGAGAUUUGGCUCAAGACCGCUGACCAUUCCCAUGCCAGGAUGUCAGAAGUUCCUUUUUGAUACUUAUGAUUACUGGGAGUGCGCUAUAAGACACUUCACUUUCACUAUUUAUCAUCCAACUGGUACCUGCAAGAUGGGACCAGUGUCGGAUUCUACGGCUGUUGUUGACACUAGGUUGAGGGUCUACGGGGUCAAGGGGCUCAGAGUUGCAGAUGCAUCGAUAAUGCCGACUAUUGUUAAUGGCAAUCCCAAUGCUGCUGUCAUAAUGAUCGGGGAAAAAGCCAGCGAUAUGAUCAAAGAGGACUGGCUUAGGCGGAGACGUCCACCUGGGAGAUGACAAUAACGAGAGAAUUUUAUAUCGCCAUUACUAUGUUGAUUUACUCAGGGGAUUGGUUGAGAGAAUGUGUUUUGAGAUCGUUUGACAGAAACCAAUCAG